AAAUUUUCUUCCAAAACUUGUUCACAUCUUCUCCGUACAAGACGUGUGUACGCGAUACGCUGCGUUUAAAAAAAAUUAAAUUCUUACUUUCAUUGAUUGAUGAAUCCAAGUUACUGACUACAAGCAAAGAUUGUCUCCCUAAUUUAAAAUUGAUACAAGGCGUGUGUUAUAACGUGCAUGAUGAUAGUGAGAUUGUGCCCGGGUGGACGUCUGUCAUAGCAAAUCAGUCGUGUCGUGACUAAUAUUUGCGGAAGGUGAAGGUGAAGGGUCCUCUGGAUGCCUGACGAAAGUGUCGUUCGUUGUUAUCAGUGAAAGAAUUAGUUCGUUUAGAUGGUUCUUGUGGAAUAAUGGUGUCGAUUUUAAAAAACCAGCUGCUUAAGCAUCUUUCACGAUAUACCAAAAAUUUGUCGCCAGAUAAGGUAAAUUUAAGCACAUUUCGGGGCGAAGGGGAGCUUUCCAAUUUGCAGCUAGACGAGAAUGUACUAACGGAACUGUUGGAAUUGCCAUCAUGGCUGCGUCUUACGUCCGCAUGGUGUAACCACGUGUCGUUUCGAAUAUCCUGGACCAAGCUGAAAAGUACACCGAUCACACUGACACUUGACGAGGUAAAAAUAACGGUUGAAACAUGCGAGAUAACCCGCAGCGGUGCCCAGACACCGGGACUUUCGAGUCUCUCUGUACCACAGGGAAAGUAUAGUUUCAUUCACAAAAUCGUCGAUGGCAUUACAGUACUGGUGAAUACGGUGAACGUGAAUCUGAUAAGUCCGGCCUUUACCGCUUCGGCUCAAAUUUCCAAAAUAAGAGUCGAAUCACGCACACCCAAAUGGCUGCUCGGUGAUCUACGGGUAACGAAAAUAAAGGAUCCCGCCCGGGGACUGAUUCUGAUAUUCAAAGAGCUGUCUUGGCAAACCAUCCGUAUCGAAGCAAGUUCAACGCAAGACAAAAGUCUGACUCCAUUGCGGCUGCUAACAAACCAGGCCCGCUGUAGAAUAACGAUUAAGAAAAAGCUAUCCGACUGUAGCAUAUUAGCUAGUAGAUUGGUUUUAAUAUUAGAUGAUUUGUUGUGGGUAUUGACUGACUCGCAACUCAAAGCCGCUUUACACUUUGUUGAUUCACUUUCCGGGCUAAUCAAGGCAUCCACCAACGUAGUACAGAGAGUGAAAGCGCAGAAAAAGCUGGAAACGUUACCGGAGUACCAAGCUCAGCUAGCUCAAUCGUCAAGAGCACCGGAUGCGCAGCAGCUAAACGCAGUCCAGCGUCUAUUCAACAUCUACGAUGUAAGGGAGACCUCGUACCAUUUCUUUAGUCAACGAAUUGAUUUGCAUCUUUGCGAUGACGCUGGUGUUGGCCGCUCCAGCUAUCCUAGUUUGAAAGAUGGCGGAGCGUUGCAAAUUUCUCUGCAAGGGUUUCAAAUUGAUUAUUAUCCAUAUCAUUUGGCGAAAGCAGACCGCUCGCACUGGCCAAAAUAUAAAGAAGCAAGCGUUCCACCGGCCUUGUGGCUUGAACAAUCUUUAAAUGCCUUCCGUGAAGCUAUAUUGAAUCUAAGUCAACCGAAUAGACCACCAACGCAUCCAAGCUUAGAAAGGACGACUAACCUUGGCCAGCAACAAUCACAUAUACCAAGAAAUUCAGCAACGGGAGGAGCCCAAACUACCACAAACUCACCGAACAUCUCCGGAUCACAAUCAGCUGGUGCAUCGCCAAUGAGAAAACAUGUCCUAGAUAAUAUAGCUAAACUGAUGUGCGUGUGUGUGAUAAUAAAGAUCGAGGAAUUCACCUUAUAUCGCGUGACGACUUCGGGGAAUAAACAGAUGCCCAAAGAAUUUAUCGCUGCACAAUGCAAAAGGAGAAAAGGCGACCGGGAUCGAUAUAAGCUGCCUCCGGAAAUGCCUACGCUCCACGCCGAGUUUACGUAUUUUUACUAUCCUGGAGAUUUCGUGUUUCCAUUGCCGCCAUCCAAAGCCUUUGUCCAUAUCAACCCAGUACAGGUCAGCUUCGAUCUGGACAGCUGUUUGUGGUUUAGUUCUUUUGUGCUUAACUUACAUGAAAGUCUGCUGAGAACAACAAAUGUGACUAGCAGUCUGAAUUCUCCCUCCACACCGUCCUCCGGGAGUCACUCGGAACCGCAGCCUAAUCUGAUGUAUAUGGACGUGAAGGUUGAAGUCAUAAUGCCGAGGAUCGUUUUCGAAGCCAGUGCAAAUGCACCCCAACAGCGAGAUCGACCAAAAACGAUGACGGUACAAAUUACACGUUUAACACUGACCAAUAUUCGCGAAAUGGGUGCCUCACGGGCGGACUUAGCUCAGGCGGUUUCAUCCUUGCAAGAGGGUAGUCUUGUGUUUGGUUCCGGCUUUCCGUCUAUGCCGGGAGAUCUGUGUAUUGUGACAGACAGAAUAUUGUCGCACAUUGCAGCGAAGGACGUGAUCACUCCUGAACCCAUGCCACAAGGGACACAGCAGUCCGCAUUCAGUCACUUGACGCGUUAUGCUAUGUGGGCUGAGCCGCGUGAUGUAUGGUGCAUUAAGUUAGAUCCCGUUUGGGUUGAUUUCUAUGGAGCAAGAUCGGUGGGAGCGAACCGGGCAAUUCCAUUUGUUGAUGCGGUUCCUGUGACGAUUUGGUUACAUGGUCGAUCGGAUUUCGACAUACUUGCUAAUGAAUUUGACAACGAGCAAUGGCAGUUUAGCGGCAACAACGAGCCCAACUGCAAAAGGUACAGCAAUAUAUCCAACUCAACAAAGUCGAGCGAGUCGAGUCUGGUGCUUUCAGUUAAUAGUCUAAUGCAAUCGCAAGAUUUAGAUCCGCUGAGUAAAAAUCUAAACCAUCUGCCGUUGAUCAGUGACAAUGUUAAGAAGAAACCAGCCGAUGUUAACAAUCGUCCGACUGUUCCCUGCCAACCCGUAGAUAGUGAAGCAGAGGCGACCGUGUCGGCCGAUCUGCACGUGAUAGCGCAUGUUUCUAAUUUAGUUAGUAUUCAAAUUGACCAUUACCAAUAUUUGUUUCUGUUACGUUUGGCCGAGGAACUGACGGAGUUAGCAACUUUCCUAUCACUGGACUCAAAACGGAUUCUGCAAGCGGCGAACGUCGAAAAGUCCAUCAUUGUUGGCUGUGUUAUUCCACAAGUGGAAAUUUCGCUUGUAAUGCCUUCGCAAACGCCAGGCAAGGAGUCGAGCGGCGGCGACGGCGAAAGUGUACUACCUGACUCGGCGAGUUUAGGUGACGAUCUGCUUACUAAUGGUUCUGGCUGGCCAAACUCAAUGGAUCAAACAAGGAAUUCGAAUAUUUUCAGUAGUACUGAAUGUCCUUCACCCGUUGCUGUGGAGGUGCCCGUUGAAAUUGAACACCAUCCUGUACCUAAUGCUCAUGGUCACAACGUUCAAAUUCAAAGUGCCCCCACAACAUCUUCCUCGUCUGGAGUGGUGUCCGUUGAAAAUCGUUCCUCAUCACCGGUAGAUAGGGAAGAAGAAAAGAUACAACCGACAGUGUUCAAAAGUCGUAAUUCGACUGCAGAUUCGUCCUCGUUUUCAAAGGAAAUUCAUUCUGGGUAUGCCUCCAUGAAGAAGGGAUUUUCCCAGUUUAUGACUUCUAUAGAUUCUAAGCUGAAGACCAACAUGUCCGAUGAUGUGAGCGAUACUCUUUCGGUUCAAUCGGAUAUAAGCUCCGACCUAGAGAACUACCUGCCCAUGCUGGGUGAUUCGGAGAAAACUGCAGACUGUAUGGAUGUAAUGUUUAAGCUAAAUCCCUUCAACACCGAUAGUAGCAUUAAGGUUGCCCCUAUUGAAGUUGCCAGCGAAGUGUGCGAAGAUCCAUUUUUGACUAAUAUGUCAUCGCCGUCUGAACCGUCCGAGGCCAGCAGUUUGCGAAGGCGAGAUCUAGUUUCUAUGGUUACAUUUAGGUUAACAACAGUUGAAGUGAUUCGUCAAAAUAUUUGCAACAUUUCGGCAAUCAGACUACAGGUUUCGGCAGUUAGUUGUGACGAAUGUGGAGCAAUACCGUGGGAUGAGUUUCAGAGUGGUCAACAAAAAACAAAGACGAAGUUUGGAGCUAGAUGUAGAGCAUGGAACAUUGCACCACACAAUCCGGAAGCACCCCCUUGUAUUGCUGUUAGGUUAGAAGAAGAGUUGACACUGCCGGCCGAUUCACUAAACAUCACCGACAAGAAGUCUAUACAAAGCUGGUUUCAACGCAAACUAAAUGUGGAAGUAAAGAACAUCAAUCUUCAGCUCUCCAUGAGCACCGUUGUGGGCCUUGGCGAUUUGGCAGAAGAUGAAGUGAUACCAACCCCCAUACCGAUGGAAGUCGUACUGCAAAAUGUGAAAAUUAAUCUGAUCGAAGAUCGUCCUCCGGUGAAUAUUACCUCACCGGGAACGCUGCCCAUAAAUUUAUCUAUAGGACGGAUGCUCGUUACGCGAGAUGCUGCAGGGGUCUUCUACCUGCAGCCUAUAGAGAAACACGACGAAAGUUCAGGGGGUCCUCAAAGGCCGGAAAUGGCUUCGAAAAGAGAUCGUGAUCGGGAGGUAGUGUCUUUGCAACUGGUGAUGCAUCAGCUUAAAAAGGACAACGAUAGUUUACGUAAACAGUUAACAAACGUUGAGAGGGAAGCUGAAUCGAAUAAAACAAAAACACGACAGGAAUUUGAAACGCUUCAAUCGUACUUAAAUGAAACCCAAGACGAUGUAAGAACGUUAAUAGACGAGAAUCGUACAUUAAUGGACACAAUACGUUCGCUGCAGAAUCAACUGACAGCGUUAAGCGAUGUACACAUGAAUGCCACAGAUGGAAAGAGAUAGCACAACUGUAUGGACUGCAUACAGUGCUGUGGUGAUAAUCCCUUCUAAUGGUUAAGCCAGCUGAAUGGGUGGGCGAGUAGAAUUCAUGUUAUCAUGUCGGGUAUUCGAAAAUCCUUUCCUAAAUUGAACGAUUCCUUUCUUUGUAUGCCUUCCAUUCAAAUUUAAUUUCGGCUUGGAGUUUAUACGCUCUGAAAUGACAGGAUUAUCCUGAGUGAUCAAACAACCACUACUAACUACAAGAAACAUAUUUAACCGUUUGGAAAUACAGUUAAAACACCGACAAACAUAAACUGAAUACAUCACCCACCGUUAGCCUGUAUGAGUAAGCAGUCAGCAAAUACGACGAGCAAAGUGUUACUACUAUUUCGUAAUUACUCUGCUCAUAAUUAUGGUUAUCAUCAGUUGAUUCUUACAAUGUGAGAAAAAAAACAAGACUUAUAAUUGGUUCGUCAUAUGUUCUUUUGUAUGUUUUUGGUUUGAAUAACCACGUAACCCGGCUUUGUCAGGUGUACUUGAAUAAAAAAAAUUUAUGUUACACUGUACAUAUUUGCAGUUUCGUUUUCAUAUGCGCUUCAUGGGUAAAUACAUGUAAAAAAUUAAAAAAAGGUACAUUGAAUUCACGAAUAAACAUCUAUCAGUUCAAACAUUGCGUGGUAUUAGUUAUGUUUCCAUAUAUCAUAAACAUAAAUAAAUACUUUAAACAUUGUAACAUGCAAACUUUUUCAGAUGUUCUUUUAUCUCUCAACAUUCCUUCUUUCUUGUAAAUCUCUAAAAAACGCACUGAGCCAUUAGACUUCUAUGAAAUCAAAAAGCACUAUGCACCCCGUUUAUGGUGAAUCAAUUCCUUUUAUGCAUUGUAGUAGCCAAUAGUCAUUUCUUGUGAUAUUAAAUUUAAUUGUUUUCCGUUGAAUGAAGGUGAACGAUCGAAUUGUAAACAGCAGCUAGAGACUAUAGUAGCAAAAAAAGUAUGGUUCCAUAGACAAAGCGUUAUAAAUUGAUGCUAAGCAUGUUUCACUUGAAAGGCUUUCAAAUUCCUCCAAAGCUAGCCUUUGUUUAGUUUGAAAUUUUUAUGUCUACUAAGUGCUUCAUGAACUAAAAAAGAUAGACUCAAUUCACGUGCAUAGGAACAGAAUAUAUUCUUGGAGUUCGUUAUAUCAGUAGCACUGAAUUCCUUACGGUCAGCUCAAAUAUGAACCGUUGAUAGUUAGCUUUGUAUUAAUUGUGUUUUAAAAUAUUCGAGAGAAACAAAAACCUAUACGUCUAGUAGUAAGCGGUUGCGUUUACCGAAUCAGAAAAAUAUGACAAGGGUUUUGUUAACUGAGAUUUAUGUCGAGCUAUUAAUGGAAUACAUAAUAAAGUCAAUAAAAAGGUCUACGUUUAACGGAUGUUGAAAAAGAUUUAUCAGAUUCAUAUAUUUACCAUUACAAUCAUUGAAACAAUGUCAAAUAAAAAUCUUUGUCCUUGAUGGGUAAUAAAAA
Wyeomyia smithii (pitcher-plant mosquito) is the source of this 6265-nucleotide messenger RNA. Its product is annotated as bridge-like lipid transfer protein family member 3A. The record is from RefSeq and is a predicted model, not a curated record. Bases 348 to 4787 code for a protein of 1479 amino acids. The transcript has 16 exons. Lineage: Eukaryota; Metazoa; Arthropoda; Insecta; Diptera; Culicidae.